Westerdykella ornata is the source of this 1514-nucleotide messenger RNA. RefSeq lists its product as uncharacterized. The coding region runs from base 233 to 1303 and encodes 356 amino acids. The transcript has 4 exons. The record is from RefSeq and is a predicted model, not a curated record. NCBI's taxonomy places the organism in Eukaryota, Fungi, Ascomycota, Dothideomycetes, Pleosporales, Sporormiaceae.
GUCCGCGUUCAGUCUACACAACCCUCGAAGUCACACCGAGCACCUGCUUUGCAAGAUGUCCACCUGCGCACGGGUCGUUGGAGCCGCGGGACACGUGACCGACAAUACUUCCAGCGCUCCUUCCUCACCAUUCGGCUCGCCCGUUGCCGCACUCUUGAGGCCAUCGUUUCUUAUCAGUCCUCUAGUCUCACUACCAGCCUUGUGAUCUCGCUGCCUCCUUCAGCCAUCUGCCAUGGCUUCACUGCGCCCAGUCAUGACAACGGUGGACACCAUCACUCCCGCACGCCGCAAGGCGACCGGUGAUAUCCGCCAGAAAGGGCCGCAGCCUUCCAAAGCGAAGCUAUCCGUUUCUGCUGCCAGUGUCUUCCAUCGCCACCCGGUCAAAUCCAUAAAUACAUCUACUUCGAAGACAGGUCCGAAUGGUGGGGUCGUGGGCUGGCCUCAACGCGGAGAGGGGAAUGGAGACGUGCUGCCUGGCAAGCAGAAUGCACGCGGCUCUGCUCAGCAUCCUCUUGCUGUCUCAUUCAAUGAGGCUACCGAAGAUUAUCGCACGGCUGUCUACAAUGCUGUGGCCUCGAAGAUAAAUGAGACGCAUGAUGCACUCGUUGAGCAACUGCAUAGCUCCAACAUAUUGCCCGUCGAAGACCUAGACGGAGAUUAUGCUUCCUCCUCUUCCCUCAACCUGACACGAGCGACGCAUCUUGUGCGUGAGAUUGAAUACCUGUAUCUUCCGCUGGGCACCACGACUCUGAAUUUCACACACCAGGGCGAGGACGGCGAACGUUCAACCAUAAAAAUGAGCCUUGACGAACGUCUCACCUUAUUCGAAGAACAUGUCAGAACGGAGGAGAAAGAGACCAUGAUGCUACAAACUCAGUGGGAAAGGGUGCUUGGCGAGAUCUGGAAUUGCGGAGUGCAGCUGCUGGGGAAUGAGAGGAUGAGUGAGCUUCUCCACAGCGAGAAGGAUCCACCACUUCACGGAGAGCCAUCACUGUUUGUCCCAGAGGAAGGAGACUGCCCGCAACCACCAAUCAAGGAGCGGGAAAAGGACAAGAAGCGUGUGUCAUUCCACCCCUGCAGCACAGAGCCUCUUCCGACGUUUCUCAAUCACCCGCCGACCGCGGCACGAAUUUUGCCUCACUCUCCGGAAGCACCUGUUCAAGAAGUGAAAUCGCUGGAAGGAAACAUCGACAGCUUGGGCGCGGAACAGAUGAAGGAGUUGGAACGCUUGGCUCAUGACCAGGGGAAAUGGUUUGAAGCCAAGAUCAAGCAGCUGGUAGCUGUCUGGAAGGCAGAGAUCUGAUAUCUAGCUGUCGUUCUUGCAAGGCAAGAUACCAAUGCUCGCACAUGAAAAAAAGCAUCUGUCUUUACUAUAUAUUUCACCACUUACCAUGCGGCUUGUUCGCCGCGACAUGACUAAUGUGCGUUGCAGUGUGGUGUAUGGCACACGCCAUCCCGGUCCUACUUUUUGCGAACCCUGAAGCUCGAGAGUGGUGUCACAACAUGAUUUCGAA